GGCUGGACAUCGAAUCAGGUGGGUCUUCUCCAUUUCAAGCUGGACAUCGAAUCAGGUGGGUCUUCUCCAUUUCCUCCUCCUUCCCAGUAUCUCUGGCUUUCCGUCCUUGUCUUUAGAGUGGGACACCGAAUCAGAGAAUCAGAUGGGUCUUCUCCAUUUCCUCCUGUAGGUUUCACAUCAGGUGGGUCUUCUCCAUUUCCUCCUGUAGGUUACAGAUCAGAUGGGUCUUCUCCAUUUCCUCAUGUAGGUUACAUAUGGUGGGUCUUCUCCGUUUCCUCCUGUUUCACAUCAGGUGGGUCUUCUCCAUUUCCUCCUGUAGGUUACAGAUCAGAUGGGUCUUCUCCAUUUCCUCAUGUAGGUUACAUAUGGUGGGUCUUCUCCGUUUCCUCCUGUUACAUAGAGUAUAUGUGGGUUGAGUGUAUACUCUCAAUCUGUGAAGGUGUUUUGAUGGUUGAGUGUAUACUCCCAAUCUUUGAAGGUGUUUUGCCAGGCAAUCCGUCCUCGGCAACGGCUUCGAUUCCUGGCCAGUCGGUUAUAUCGGAGAGUCCACUGUCCACUGUUUCUAACCAGUCGGCUAUGUCGGAGAGUGCCACUGUUUCUCCUUUGUUCGAGCUUUAA
Molecule: messenger RNA, 618 nt
Organism: Rodentolepis nana
Lineage: Eukaryota; Metazoa; Platyhelminthes; Cestoda; Cyclophyllidea; Hymenolepididae
Source: the annotation of a GenBank genome assembly